Macrosiphum euphorbiae (potato aphid) is the source of this 1098-nucleotide messenger RNA. Lineage: Eukaryota; Metazoa; Arthropoda; Insecta; Hemiptera; Aphididae. The record is from the annotation of a GenBank genome assembly.
AUGCCGUCGCCAGCGAGCACGCCAAGCGCGCAACGACGAAAACGCCGCCGCCGUGAGCAUCAACCACUGCAUCAACAACCUUAUCACUAUCCUUGCCCCGGCGCCGUCGUAUCUCUACCGGCGGACACCACUACCACGUCGCUGUCACCUGUGGCUCUAGCUACCGCAGCCGCCUUAGCUUCGAACGCCGCCAUCACGGCAUCGAGCACGGCGUCCGUCGUGGCCGCCGCAAUGGCGAUCGCCAACGAGACCAACAUCGAUCUGAUAAUGAUCAACAAGAUCAAGGAGCACCAAGUACUGUACGACACGGACGAGGACCAGUACAAGUACAUAGACAAGAGGGACAAAGCCUGGAAAGAAGUGGCUGACGAACUUGGCAUGCCGGUUAACGAUGUCAAAUUGCGCUGGAAACGUUUACGCGACAAUUUCCGAGUGUCCAUCAAACGCACCAAAGGAUUGAAUCUCAAACCCGGCCUACCGUUCGUCGAGGGCAAGCCCUGGAAGUAUCAAAAAGAAAUGGAAUUUCUCUUACCUUUCAUGCAAAUCGGAGGGUAUUCCCUGAAGAAAAUGCUGAACUUGGAACACUCUCCUACCCAGGACUACGCGGGCGUGUAUGACGACAGAGAGACGGACGGGUCGUCCAGUCCGUACAACAACAUGUCGUAUGACUACGACGAGAUGCCCGAGCCCCGAGUGGAGAUGAAAGAGAUGUCGGGCAACUACUCGAACGACGAGGGGGGCGUGGACGACGAGCUGCUGUACCCGGACGUGGAGAUCCUGAGCAACGGCAAGCACGAGCCCCUGCACCGGGUCGCGAAGCGCGUGAAGCGGUCGGCAGAAGCCGCGGCGGCGGCCGCCAAGGAGGCCGACUCGUCCGCCCAGCUCAAGCUCAACCAACACCACAUGAACCACUAUUACCACAUACAACAGCAACAGCACAGUCACGCCAAGGUGCACCCCGUCGACCUGUUCUUCUACAGCAUGGCCGAGACGACCAAGGGCCUGCCUCAAGCGUACCAGGCGGAGAUCAAGCGCCGAGUGCUCGAGAUCGUGAUCAAGGCCGAAGAAGAGAUGAACAAAAAUAAAAACUACGAAUGA